Molecule: messenger RNA, 6184 nt
Organism: Colletes gigas
Lineage: Eukaryota; Metazoa; Arthropoda; Insecta; Hymenoptera; Colletidae
Gene: Raf
Product: raf homolog serine/threonine-protein kinase Raf
Exons: 2
Coding region: 874-3150 (758 amino acids)
Biological process (GO): protein phosphorylation; signal transduction
Molecular function (GO): ATP binding; protein kinase activity
Source: RefSeq, a predicted model, not a curated record
CGUUUAAAGUUUAAAAUAUUGUUAAUAGAACGUGAACGCGUCGAACUAGGAAUAGUGAUUAACGUUCGAGUGUUUAAAUAGAAUAUGGAAAGAAAUUAGAAGAAACUUAGAGGAACUCGUUUCGUCUUGAGUCCGUGACUAAACGCUUUUAACGUCGGAUUUCUUUAUUCAGAAGCAUAAAAAUCAUGAUGAUUAAGGGAACAAAAAAUUGCAAUAGAAGAGAGUAACGUUAUUGCAAAAGGAUUGUAAAAGGACCGUGCUAGCAUACAGGUAGAAUUCAAACGGAGGAAGAGGAAGAAAAUCAGUGGGAGGGGGGCGGAACGGUUGGCAGCACCGGCGCUUCACGAAACACAGCCCCGCGCCUCUGCCCUUGGUCCCGCAUCGCUCGUGCCAGUUUUCUUUCGGAAGGGCUCCAGAGAAGAAGUAUCCAGGGGGGGUUAGGCAGGAGGUCGAAACGGCAGAAUUUCGUACCCGAUUAUGGGGCCGAUCGCGUUCGAAAGAAGGCGAUAGAAAAACAGAUCCACGCGACGUUCUAUCGCGUGAUAAUUUAAUGGAUAAGAGAAGCAAGGAAAGACGGCGUAUGCUGUGAAGUCGCGCAUUAGAAAGUAGGUUCGAUUCGGCGGGCGUAAGAAGAAGUAAGAAGGAGGUAGGAGAGUGGUGGAGCCGUAUAUAGAGGAAAGAGGAAGAAAAAAAUAGGUGUGCUCAGGACGCGUUCGUGAGUCGCGUGAGAGGUGAGGUGACGGCAGCGUGGUGAAAGCCGCGGUGAACCAGAAAAAAAAAAAAAAUUCGGCGGUAACCGGUAGCACCGAGGCUACCAAGGUGUUCCGGAGUGCAGCAGCAGCGGUCCAGGAUGCUGCCCGACGGAGCAAGAAGAUGGCCGUGAUCGGCGAGCAGAGGAUCGAGGCAGUGACAGCGAGGUCGCCGUCCUCCUCGUCCACGACGUUGUCUUCUCAUCGCUGUCGACACAGGAAAAAGCCACCGCAUUUACCUGCACUGUUAACUAUGUCUUCUUCGCGGGGUGGUGGUCUGGAAUCGGGAGACCUCAGCGACUACGAGGACGGUUACCUGGACACGGAUCCUCUGAGGUACGAACUGAGAAAUAUACAAAAUGUGAUACACGUUACUCGUCAAAACAUUGAUGCCCUAAACAAUCGUUUCGCUGGAUUUCAACAACCACCCUUGAUAUACUUGAACGAAUAUCAGGAGCUGACCAGUAAGUUGCACGAUCUAAAGUCCAAGGAACAAAAACUCAAUGAACUGUUGAACGCGAGUCAAGUAUCUGGUAGUGCUUCCACGUCCGAGAGUGAAUCCCGUGAAGUUAAUACAACAAGUAGAGGUCAAAGGACGCCAAUGAGAUCUUUACUCAGAGCAUAUUUACCUAAUCAACAGCGCACCAGUGUGCAAGUUCGCGAAGGACUGUUGUUAAGAGACGCGCUUGCCAAAGCAAUGAAAUUAAGAAAUUUGACCACUGAAAUGUGCGUGGUUUAUAUUUUGGGUGUAGAUAAUUCCAAGUGUCUUACAUCUUGGGACACAGAUAUCUCUUUACUGGAUUGCGAUGAAAUAUCUGUGGAAAUUUUGGACAAGUUCCCCAUAACUACUUCCAUUUCACAUAAUUUUGUUCGUAAAACUUUCUUUUCGCUAGCAUUCUGCGAGUGCUGUAGGAAACUACUCUUUCAAGGGUUUUAUUGUAGAACGUGCAACUAUCGUUUUCAUCAAAGGUGUGCAGGUGGUGUGCCUGCUUUGUGUCAUCAAGUACGCAUGCAGGAUGCUUACUAUCAAGCAUUGUUGGCACACAAUCUUGAAAGUACGGCUGGAAUUUUGCAACUUCCUUCCGAAUACGGUUUAAGCAGAAGUAUGUCACCGUCUCUGGCCCCUUCAAGAAGUCAGAGGCAUCCACGUUCCUUGGGGCAACAAGAUCGUUCCAGUUCGGCACCAAAUGUUUGUUUCAAUAUGGUCAAACCAAGCGGAGAUGCUGCUAAUUUAGACGAAUACAGUAGAUCUCAGAGCUUAGGUCGUCCUGUUGGUAUCGCUCAAAGCGCCGUAUCUCCUGGCAGCAGCCCUACAAAACAUAGUCAGUCUACUCAGGCUAGUCCUACGAGUACUUUAAGGCCAAAACGACCAAGGGCGAGAUCUGCCGAUGAAUCGUCUAAAAAUCUGCUUGCACCUAGAGAAUCUAUAGAAGAUUGGGAGAUUCCAGCAGAUGAAAUAUUAAUUGGACUUCGUAUUGGAUCGGGUUCUUUUGGAACAGUAUAUAAAGCUCACUGGCACGGACCGGUGGCUGUAAAAAUGCUUAACGUUAAGAUACCCACUGCUGCUCAGUUACAAGCAUUUAAAAAUGAAGUUGCAGUUUUGCGUAAAACUCGGCACGUAAAUAUUCUUCUGUUUAUGGGAUGCGUUAGCAAACCACAACUUGCUAUUGUUACUCAAUGGUGCGAAGGAUCUUCAUUAUAUAAACAUUUACAUGUAUUCGAGACAAAGUUUGACUUAUUCACAUUGAUAGAAAUUGGAAGACAAACUGCCCAGGGUAUGGACUAUCUGCAUGCAAAAAAUAUCAUCCAUCGGGAUUUGAAAAGUAAUAAUAUAUUUUUGCACGAUGACCUCACUGUGAAGAUCGGUGACUUUGGUUUGGCCACAGCGAAGACCAGGUGGUCUGGUUCUCAGCAAUUCCAUCAACCAACAGGAUCCAUUCUAUGGAUGGCACCCGAAGUGAUAAGAAUGCAAGAAGAAAAUCCAUACAGUUUUCAAUCCGACGUCUACGCAUUUGGCGUUGUUUUAUUUGAAUUAUUAGCUAGUCAGUUACCAUAUUCGCACAUCAAUAAUAAGGAUCAAAUACUGUUUAUGGUCGGGCGCGGCAAAUUGCAUCCCGACUUGAAUAAAUUACGUUCAGACACUCCAAAAGCAUUGAAGAGACUGACAGAAGAUUGUAUCAAAUUUUCCAGAGAAGAGAGACCAAUAUUUCGUCAGAUUUUAGCCAAUUUAGAGGGUCUUUCGCGGGGAUUACCGAAAAUAACAAGAUCGGCGUCCGAACCAAAUUUAAACAGGACGCAGCUACAAUCGGACGACUUUGUAUACACUUGUGCAUCGCCAAAAACUCCCGUGAACUUCCAGUUUGGAGCAUUUUCUUUUUAUCCUUCCGGCGGAAACAUAUAAAAGUAUCGCUCGGGGCGACGAGUCUGAUGGAAUUUGCAUAAAUUAAAUAUUUAAUGGAUUUUAAAGAAAAAGAAUCAUAAUACACUUAGCUACAAACAAUCUACGUAAUUCUUUCCAACUACACUUUGACUGUGUCGCAAUUGUUUGCUCGAUGUAGAAUGUGAUUAUAAAAUACUUAAUGCAAGUAAGACAGAAGGAACAGAAAUCAAUCUGAUGAAUCGACGUUUAUGAUGUAACUCGUGGCAAGAACAUGUUAGCUUUUACCUUUACAUACUUACUAUCUACGCGAGGGAUUUUUAUUUUACGAGCACUAUCGCUCGUGUAUAAACACAUAUUCAUGAACAUGUAUAUACACGCGCGCGCGUUAAUGUAGAAGUCUGUUCCCGUUGUGGAAUCCUUAUGAAGGAUGUAAAAAUAAAGUAAGUAAUAGAUGUAACGGCAUUUAAUUCGCGUGGGCCGUCGUUUGUUUGUGAAGUAUUUUUGCAAAGACCGAAGUGAUUUUUGUACCUACUUCCUUCGUGUAUCGUCUUGAAUAUGCUCACAUAAAAAUUGUUCCUUUAUGUAACUUAUAAUUUAUAGUCUAACGUUAGAAUGUAAAUAAGUUUCAUCGAAUCUACCUAAAAAUCAAUGUUUGUUUUACAACAAUUACCUCUUCUUCUAAACAACUCUUUUUCCAUACUAAUUACAUCUGACUGAGUUUUUGUUUGUUACGCAAUUGCUUUCGUGAGGUAAACAAAAAAGUUCUUUGGUUCAGGGGUACCAAAAGCUCUCAUUUUAUUAGAUCAUAACGAAUAAUAUAUUAUAUCGAAUAUAUUACAGCGAAUGAAAGUGAAAGUCAAACGAAAAGUGAUGUACAUACUUGGUUUUUUGACUUGAAGACUUUAUUAAUAAUAUGAACUGUAUUAUAGGGAUACUUGCGAGUCGUUUGUUUUUGCUUAAAGUAAUUCGAGAAAUUGUCACGAAUCAUGGCCUAAGUCCGUUCAAUUCUAACCGACGUGCGUAACGGUUAAUCGCGUUACGGCUAAAGAAAAACGAAAAAGAAAAAAAUCGAAUUUUAACAUAGAACACAAUUGACGAUGCUAUCAAACUGUUCAUCAUAUCCUAACUUUAUAGUCGACUUAUUGUUCCUCGCAUUUUGAUAUUUAUUAAUCUUUACUGUUACCUUUUGUAAGUUCUUUUUCACCGGUUCGAGACUCGCGAUGUAGGAAGGGGCGCGAACUUCACUUCGAUAUCGAUCGAUUACAAAAGUAUUCGUUGCGUAUCAUCGAAGACUUGAUUUUACACGUGGCGACUUGUGCUUUUGUCACGGCUGAAACGUGUUUUAGAUAGCGGUCCCGACAACCAGUAAACACAAACACAGAGGCAACGUGCGCGAUCUACGAGCGUAAUCGAUUUUACGUUUUUCGAGGGGUGAGAGAAAAAGUAGUAAUUACACGACGAUAAAACUUGCGUCUUCUGAAACGCUUCGCGUCAUUGAUUUUCGUGGGUGUUAAUGGAUCGAACCAUCGAGGGCGCUCGACGACCGCGGCGCGUUUCCCAACUGUGGAAAAAAAGGCCUAACAGCAAAUCUUCGAAAUUCGCUAGUUAGAAACGAGUGAUCUUAUUUUUAAAGCAUCACGCGGCAUCCCCCGAUUUAUUAUUUAUUUAUUUAUGCGUAAUCUUCGGUGUGACGAACUGUGCGAUUUAAGUAAGAGAAAUCUGGAGGAGAAGAGACUGGAACGGAACCGACAGGUUUUCGACAGCUUAUCGAGAGAGCUCGCGCGAUAGCGAUAUAGGGGGAAACGGCGCGAACUCGAGAACAGUAGGGGGGAGGGGGAGGGAGGGGGAGGAGGCGUUCGAGCGUGAGAAAGAAAAUAAAACAAAGAGGGGCGAAACGAGAGAACGAUGCGACGAACGCUUUAACCGGACCAAAGUGACGCAUUCGUCGUCGUUGCCGCCUCUUCUCGUAACAGGGAAACAGCGAACCGUGAAACGUAAUUGUCGAUUGUUACCAGAAUGCCACAAAAUACACAAAAAAAAAAAAAAAAAAAAAGAAAGAGACAGUUCUCGAUCGUUUUCCGUGAUCAUUUCGUAGCACGAUAUUUACAGGAACCGGAAACGUCGUCGAAGGAAACUAACAGUAGCUGGUGAAAUGCACCAGAAUCGCAUCGUAUAAUGUAGAAGCCGACAAUCUAUUUCUGCGCUCUUACGUUCACAUUUUUAAUCCGUUCUCUAUCACGAUAUGCAUCCAUUACUGUUCAACAGGUCUCCGCGAGUGUCGUUGGCCUUAACCAAUGACGCGAUAGUUUUUUUUUUUGUCAUAGAUGUAUUUUUAAUUUUCUCGCGUUCGUUCGCGUCGACAAUGCAUAUAUCAGUCUGAUAGGAAUAAUCGUGCAUCGCGCGUCGUUACGAAUCGUUUGCAUACGUUUGAAUUUCUAAAUUACGCACGAUCGCGUCAGUCUAAUCAGCUAAGGGACAACGUUUACCGUCGCGGAGACAGAACUUGCAAUCUUCGCGAUCGAUCUUCCUGUACGUCGUUGUCAAACUAUAGAAUGUUAUUUUUUCGGAAGACAUUCCUCUGUACGUUGCUUCGAUGUAUAUCGUACGCAUAGAAUGGUUCUCGUGCGAUUACUGAGCGAUCGAAUGCAUUUUUGUGCGGACCUCGAACGUCGACGUACAGAAAUCACGAAACAAAAUAUACUGGCGAGGCGUAGGCGACUCUGUACAAACAUAGGCGUUGUUAAUCGUUGUUAAAUUGUGCGCGUGUGAACCCAUCGAGCACCGGAUCCGCGUUUCUUGAAUUCUGUCACGAAUUUCGAAACAGGUCCGACACAAAAACCGAUCGGGCGAGAUUUUUCGUUUGAUCGACAGACGUCGCGUCGCGUUAUCGUAAUAGGAUUUCAGCAUCGUUUUGGUCGAAUCGCGCUGAAGCUGCUGACAACUGAAAAACGCGUGUCUUGUAACGAGAUGGCGUCGGCUGAGAUUGGAGAUACUUAAUUCAAUCGAUCGCGAUGACCGAUUGAUCAUUGUAUUCAACCAAAAAAAAAAAGUGAAA